AUGAGGUCGGAGGAGCUGCAACAGCUGCUGGCCCGCAGCUGGAAAGGCACAGAUCGCCCAAGGUCUUCAUUGGGUUCGGUGCGCAUGGAAGAUUUCAGUGGUGAUCGUGGAAAGUACCGCAACUGGCGCAGAGCGGUGCUUGCUCAACAGCAGCUCUACCGCCUGGAGAGCGCAGAGCUGGCGAUGAUGAUUUACUUGAGCUGCAAGGGCGAUGCCAGGGAGGUGCUGGACCAGAUCACCAUUGAGGAGAUGGUGGCAGCCGGAGGCCUUGCGAAGUUGUGGCAGCUGCUCAACGAGGCCUACGGCGAGAGCUCGGACGAGUACUUCGAGCGGAUCGAAGCGGAGUUCAACCAGUACCGGAGACAGCCUGGCCAGAGCAUCGCGUCCUACCUUGGCCAGAUCAAGAAGCUCAAGGCUCAGUACCUGAGGGAAGACGAAGGGACAAUCCUUUCUGAUCGAGCAUGGGCGCAGCGCUUGUUGGUGCGCGCCUCGCUGAGCAGGAGAGAACGGCUGGAUGUCUUCUACUCGGCUGGGGGCGCCUAUAACUCCAAGAUGAUCGAGAGCGCCUUGAGGCACCGGGCAAGCCGAGUGCACGAGGACGAGCGCCGGACUCCGGCCUUGGGAUCAGACUUCAGGAAGUUCCCCUUUGCGAGGCCGUCGUCCUCGAGAUCGACCUCAGCCUCCACCCGAGCAUCUACGGCGCCCUCAGUGGCAAGUUCGUUUCGCUCAAAGGGAGCGGGCAAGGGGCAUCAUCGAGUUCAUCUGGCGGAUGAUGGCCCUGAAGAUGAGGACAUGGAGGACCUGGAGGGCGAUGAAGAGGCCUAUGAGACCUAUUUGCAAGGCCUGGAAGAAGAGCCUGAAGACCUGGAGGACAUCCCGGAAGAGACGGAGGACCCGGAGUUGGACGGUCAGUACAACUCCGAAGAUGAGGUCACUGCGGAUCAGCUCAGGGAGCGGGAUGGAAGGCAAAGAAUGGCUCUGAUCAGCGGCCAAGGGCAGCUCCUGGCCGCAAGACGAAAGGUCACUGGAGCCAAGGUCAAGAGCGGCCAGGACAAACCCUUCCAGCCGAAGAACAGGGCAGAGCAGGGUGUCCACUUGGUGCAGUCGAUUAAGGACAUCCCGGUCCUCUCCGAUGGCAAGAACCUGGUCGCAAAGGAAGUGAACUUCACCUUCAUGGCCGCAAGAACCCCAAAGCCAAAGGAGCCACCGGCGAAGAAGAGGGCCGCCACGCACUGCUUUCACUGCGGGGAACAGGUUCAAGAGAUCCACAAGUUCUGUCCUUUCUGUGGAACCUCUCAGGCCGCGGUGGACAUGCGAGACGUCGGUGAAGACCCGAAGCGUGGUUGGAGCCUGGUUGACUAUGAGAGUGACAGUGAUCAGGAUCCCUCCACCAGCUUUGCCAUGAGCGGUAUCUUGUACCCCUCGCCGCGCGGUGAGGAGGAGGAUGACAGGGCGGGAGACAUCCUUGCCCGCCAUCAAAACUGGAGUGAGAGUUUGACAGGUGCCGCGGGCUCUCAAGAUCCGGUUCCACCAUCAGGGGAGCUCCCGGCCGCCGUCAAGAAGAAGAGACUUGAGGCCUUUCGGGAGCAGCUCUACAACGAACAGGCCCAAGGAGGUCGGUUUCAGCCCUCCGAGAUGAGCCCGACUCCAAGCCAAGCCCAGAAGAAGUGUGGCCAUCCCUUCCACAAGCUACGGUGGACUGCCAAUGGAUCAGGUCACUACGCCCGGUGUGGAGUUUGUGACCUCAAGAGCGUGGUGUACUGGUCAUCCCGGCCUACGGUCCUGGUGGCGGGGAAUGCGGAAGCGAAGCACCAGGUGCUUACCAUGGACUACCUCCCGAAGACCGUGCUUGCCAUUGCUGACAGCGGUUGCCGGACUUCUGUCGGUGGGAUACACUGGCAUUCCAGAUUCCAGCAGGAGUUGAUCAAGCUGGGUUUGGAGUGGGAGGUCAUCGCGGAGGAGGAGUAUUUCAAGUUCGGAGCAGGAGCGCCGGAGAAGUCGGGGAUGCUGUUGACGGAUACACGGCAUCCGGGUCUGGACCUGCUGCAGUUCCCGAACAUCCUGAUGGGCACAAAGGACAGGGAACUGGCAGAGCUAAGGCAACAGCUGGUGAACGCUCUUCAGACCUAUGCCUUCGUGACAGCAGCCGGAGAAGAAGAAGAUCUGGGCACGGGAGAUGAGAGCUCCGGCAACACCAGCGAGACAGAAUCGGAGGAGCACGAGCUCAGGAAGCUCCUCUCGGACAUGGAAAGCCUGGAGGUGCCAACGCGGGACUACAUCCAGGUCUCGGAGAGCGAGGAUGAUUCCUACAAGGGUGCCUUCGAUGGGGGCGAGUCGACAACCUCGCAUGAGCUCGGUGUGGAAUGGCCGGACUCGGACUCUUCGACAGAGGUGGAGGAGCGCAGUUACGAUGAAGGCGAGGCUUACAAGGGUCCGGUCAAAGCCUUCGCCAAAGGCCAAAAGAGAAAAGUCAAGAGCGGAAUCCGCCAGCUCAAACAGAUUCACACCCUGGACAAGGUGAGGGGCAACCUCAAGCGAUCGGAGCCCGUCACCUACAAGCCGAGGGUGCCUAAGAGGCCCUACAAGGUCCUGGAGAUCUUCACCUGGACCCUUACGGUCACGAUGCUGGCGGCCCAGUCGGGUUGGAUUGGGUUGGAGCCAAUCGCACUGCCACACUGGGAUCUGCGAUUGCCACAGGAACGCAAGGCCGCACUCAACUAUGUUCGGGCGGCCGACCCAGACCUCACCGUCAUUGCCUGGCCAUGCACUGUUUGGUCGCAGCUGCAGGGCCUCAACGUCAAGACGGUGGAGCACGCCGAGGCGCUGGCAGAUCGGCAGAUGAUGGAUCGGGACGAUUUUCUCAGCUUUGUCCAUGACGUGGCCAAGGACCGGCGAGCGUGUGGCAAGGCUGUGGUUGGUGAGAACCCGCUCACCUCAAGGGAUCAGGGAGGCUUUGCUGUGAACGGCUGCACGCUCUGA
Effrenium voratum is the source of this 2979-nucleotide messenger RNA. The record is from the annotation of a GenBank genome assembly. Lineage: Eukaryota; Dinophyceae; Suessiales; Symbiodiniaceae.